Molecule: messenger RNA, 1321 nt
Organism: Lentinula edodes (shiitake mushroom)
Lineage: Eukaryota; Fungi; Basidiomycota; Agaricomycetes; Agaricales; Omphalotaceae
Exons: 4
Coding region: 26-1318 (430 amino acids)
Source: RefSeq, a predicted model, not a curated record
CUUAUUUACAUAUAAAUGGCAUGCGAUGAUGGACUAUGUUUGGUUCAUCCGAUGGUUUGGCCCAAGUGACAUAUAUUCAACACAAUUGGGAGAGUUAGCGCAUCGAGUGGUCAAGAAAUUGUAUGGACUAGGUAAUAAGAAACGUGAUCCUAGACAAAUUGGUCGCCGGCUCAGACGUGUUGAAUGGGCAAAGCGCGCUUUUGACAGGCGAGGAAUACACACAAAGCGGCGUCGUCAGCAGGCAGUAGCGAAUAAGGACGACAGCAUCACCACUCACUAUCAUAUUGGGAAAUCGAAUAAGAAAAGAUUGGAUCUCAAGACUUACACCCAUAGCCGAGAUCCAGCAGCAAAGGGUUUUUGGACAAAGCUCCAGGAUCACAUUUUGGGCCGUUUGAUGCAGCAUGAAUUCGACGGCGACACACACGAAACUUUUACUGAUGACGAUCGCAAGCACAUACGGAUCAAGGACAGAAAAUUAGUCGAGCUACAGACACUCCGUGUCAACUAUACUACAUAUGACAUCCGCAGGGAUCAGGACACAAUUAAUCCUCGGAACCAUGCGGAUGUUAUGAUGCUUUCACCUGAAGAUGAGCCAGGUGCACAUCCAUAUUGGUAUGCAAGGGUGCUGCGCAUUUUCCGGGUACAGGUCAUUUCAACACAUCCGCUUGCGAGCACCGUUCUUUCAGGGCCACAAGAGAUGGAAAUCUUGUGGGUUCGAUGGCUCGGCGUUGAACCUGGGUAUCACUCUGGCUUUCAACGCGGCCGACUCCCAAAGGUCGGAUUUGUUGAUGAAGCAGAUCCGUUUGCUUUUGGAUUCCUUGCCCCAGCUCAUAUCAUUCGAGGGUGUCAUCUCAUGCCCUCUUUCAGUGAUGGACGUACGGCCGGUCUUCUACAGACAUCGGAACCAACGGCUGCUCGAAAAACAGAUGAGAUUGAUGACUGGCAGUUCUUCUAUGUCGGAAUUUUUGUGGAUCGCGACAUGUUCAUGCGAUAUUUUCCUGGUGGUGGGGUGGGUCAUACUGCGAAUCAAGGAUUCUUCCAGAGUACACCUGACAAUGCAGAGAACGAACCACGAGGUGAAGAGUCGGGAGAUGAAGAAGAUGAGCUUGAGUCUGAUUCUGAGAUGCAUCAGACCACCAUGCCUCCGAGUCAAGCUCAAGCAGAACAGCCUUUUGCAAUAGAUUCUGAUGAAAGUGUAGAUGGAGAAUCUUCCCAUGAUUCAGACGAGUCAUUCGAUAGUGACCCCGAAGGAGAUGAUGACUUAAAUGAAACUGACGUAGAUGACUGGCAGUGGGAUGAUGGAUAUGGGUCUGCUUAGCGU